ACUGUGUCUAAUCGCUGGGAAGUCUUCAAACUUAUCCAAUAUCACUUAUUUUGUAAAGAAAUAUUUUGUCUAAAUCUGAGCAUUUUGAUUUUAGAACGGGUAAAAUACAGGGCUGCAGCAAUGUGGAUUCAGGUGCGCACCAUGGAUGGCAAGGAGACACAGCGGAUCGACUCCCUGUCCAAACUGACCAAGGUGGAUGAGCUCCGCCUGAAGAUCACGGAGCUGUUUAAGGUGGAGCCGGAGAGACAGAGGCUCUUCUACAGGGGCAAGCAGAUGGAGGAUGGCCACACCAUCUUUGACUACAAUGUGGGUCUGAAUGACAUCGUACAGCUGCUUGUGAGACAAACUCCGCCCCCUGCUGCUCUUCCCUCUCGUAAGGAUAAGGAGGCAGAGCUUUCAGACUCUGACUCGGGGUGUGGCUCGGCCCAAAGUGAGUCAGACAAGAGCUCCAUGCAUGGGGAGACCGAAACGCAGGCUGCUGGCCCCUCUGUGCAGACGGACCUGCCUGAGCUUGUCCACCCGGGGUUCGGGCUGUAUAAGAUCAAUGAGUUUGUGGAUGCCAGAGACCUGAACAUGGGUGCAUGGUUUGAGGCGCAGAUUAUGAAUGUGACAAAGGAGACAAAGAACUCGACUAUGGAAAGCGGAUCUGAGGAGGAAAUUCUCUACCAUGUCAGAUACGAGGAUUACCCGGAGAACGGCGUGGUGCCUCUGCAGGCCAAAGACGUGCGGCCGCGGGCUCGCACUGUUUACCAGUGGCACCAGUUGGAGGAGGGCAUGGUGGUGAUGGUCAACUACAACCCUGACGAGCCCAAGGAGAGAGGCUUCUGGUACGAUGCCCAGAUCCAGAGGAAGAGGGAGACGCGCUCUGCUCACGAGAUCUACGCCAAGAUACUGCUGGGGGAUGCUGGUGACUCUCUGAACGACUGCCGCAUCAUGUUUGUGACUGAAAUUUACAAGAUUGAGGAGGCUGGGAGUGGAGAUCCGCAGGGGGCUGCCUCUGAGAGCCCGAUGAAAAGGUCAAAUGGACCGGAGUGCAAACACUGUAAAGACGACCCCAAGAAGAACUGCCGCAUGUGCAACUGCCACGUGUGUGGAGUCAAGCAGGACCCCGACAAGCAGCUGCUGUGUGACGAGUGUGACAUGGCCUUCCACACUUACUGCCUGACCCCACCCCUCACCACCAUCCCCGACGACGAGGACUGGUACUGCCCAGACUGCAGGAACGACGUGAAUGAGGUUGUACUUGCUGGAGAGAAGCUGAAGGAAAGCAAGAAGAAAGCCAAGAUGGCGUCUGCGAGUUCCUCCAGCCAGAGGGACUGGGGGAAGGGCAUGGCGUGUGUCGGGCGCACAAAGCAGUGCACCAUCGUCCCGUCCAAUCACUACGGCCCUGUGCCGGGUGUGCCCGUGGGCUCGCUGUGGAAGUUCCGUGUGCAGGUGAGUGAGUCAGGUGUUCACAGGCCUCAUGUCGCUGGGAUUCACGGCAGGAGCAAUGAUGGCGCCUACUCCCUGGUCCUGGCAGGAGGCUACGAGGAUGAUGUGGAUGAUGGGAAUGAGUUUACCUACACUGGCUCUGGGGGGCGUGACCUGUCGGGGAACAAGAGGACUGCGGAACAGUCAUGUGAUCAGAAACUCACCAACAUGAACAGAGCUCUGGCUCUGAACUGCAAUGCACCGGUGAACGAUAAGGACGGAGCCGAGGCCAAGAACUGGAAGGCGGGGAAGCCAGUGAGGGUGGUGCGCAGCUCGAAGGGCCGCAAACACAGCAAGUACUGCCCUGAGGACGGCAACCGAUACGACGGCAUCUACAAGGUGGUGAAGUACUGGCCAGAGAAGGGCAAGUCUGGCUUCCUGGUGUGGAGGUACCUGCUGAAGCGCAAUGAUGACGAGCCGGCGCCCUGGACCCGCGAAGGCAAAGACAGGAUCAAGAAGCUGGGUCUCACCAUGCAGUAUCCAGAGGGUUAUCUGGAGGCUGUGGCUUCAAAGGAGAAGGAGAAGGAGAACAAGAUGGAGGAGGAUGAUGUGACUGACACACCCAGCAAGGGGAGAAAGAGGAAGUCACAGGCAGAAGGGAAAAAUUCACCAGCUAAGAACACACCCAAAAAGCUGAAAGUGGAGACGUACAAGCUGACCCCAGAGCAGAAGGCUCUCAUUAAGGAGGAUGAGCUCAACAAGAAGCUGUGGGAUGAGGCCUUGGAGUCUCUCCAGCAGGGGCCGAAAUUUCUGAACAAAGUUGAAGAGGUAUUUCUGUGCAUUUGCUGCCAGGAAGUAGUUUAUCAGCCCGUCACUACAGAGUGUCAACACAACGUAUGCAAGGAAUGUCUGCAGCGUUCUUUUAAAGCACAAGUUUACACAUGCCCAGCUUGCAGGCAUGACCUGGGCAAAAACAAUCCAAUGACCAUCAACAAACCCCUGCAAGCCAUUCUCAGCCUGCUCUUCCCUGGAUACAGCAGUGGACGGUGAUGGACCCUCAGC
Molecule: messenger RNA, 2472 nt
Organism: Megalops cyprinoides (Indo-Pacific tarpon)
Lineage: Eukaryota; Metazoa; Chordata; Actinopteri; Elopiformes; Megalopidae
Product: E3 ubiquitin-protein ligase UHRF1-like
Exons: 17
Coding region: 121-2460 (779 amino acids)
Biological process (GO): negative regulation of gene expression via chromosomal CpG island methylation
Molecular function (GO): protein binding; metal ion binding; ubiquitin protein ligase activity
Source: RefSeq, a predicted model, not a curated record